Messenger RNA from Amoebophrya sp. A120, 1475 nucleotides. The record is from the annotation of a GenBank genome assembly. Lineage: Eukaryota; Dinophyceae; Syndiniales; Amoebophryaceae.
AGGAAAGCUUUGCGUUUUUAUCCUGAUUUUUUUGUGUCGUCCGUCUUUCAUGAAGUAGUGGCACUACGAUCUUUGCAGCAAAAGAAAUUGGAGGAAAAGAAGGGCGCGUCAUUGAUUUAAUUUCCGAGAAGGCAAGUUGAAUAUUUUUUUUUCUUUGAAAAUCGGAUUUCGUAUUUUGUUGCCCACUUCUCAUGUCCACUCUCCCGGUGCCCCCCGGGCCCGAUCAGUCCCUCGCCGUAACGCAGGAUGUCGACGACGACGAUUGUAUGGACUUGUUGCAGGGCAGAUGGCAAACCUCGGACCAGGACUUCCUCGUAGUAGAAGCGGAUCAGGUUUGGUUUCUCGGGGAAACAGCAAUAUACGGAAAUUUAAGCGCAGACAAAACGGACGACGGGAGAAUACACGUGAAUUUCAGUACUGAUAAAGACGUUUUUGUUGUGACGCAUCCGAUGGAACAUGAUCAUGUUGUGCAUGAUGCUGAUUUUCUUGUCAUGAGUGUGUCAUGCUCGCUUUUCUUGUUCGCAAGAAGUGGUGUUUUCAAAUCCAAUCCGACAUGACAAAUUAUCAGAUGUCAAGCAAACCGGCGCGGCGUCAGACACCGACGCGGAGAGUUUUGGUGGGACCUUUCAGAUAGACGGCGACAUGACGACAAUCAUAUGGGCAGACGGCGACGUAUUUUGUUGUUUCUACAACUGUACUAUUGGUUUCAACAGUGCCUUGUGUAGUUGCAUUACGCAUGAUGACAGAAUGAGAACCAUUUUUUCAACCCAGGUCUUUUAUGACAAAAAACCCAGUUCUUCUCACAUAAAAAAUCAUCCAGAUCUGGAGAAAGAUGGUGCCCGGCGAGGGACAGAUCUCGCCCUCCAUGUCAAUAAGCAGACAAAAAUCCGAGUCCGUAGCAAUAAGUAGCGCCACGGGGAAAACAAUCGGCAGGCUGAAUUCGGGUUUAUCAUUCGAACUGGACGAAGACGGGCAGGAAAGGAGGUGGACCAAGAACGGGCAGCUGGGCAGUAGCGGAAAUUUAGACCGGGUAGCGGAGUAGCAAGGCGAUGUGCUGAAAACAAAGUAAGAGAAUGACGAAUCUCGUCGACCUCACUAAGCUUUACUCGCCCCGUCUGCGCUUCAGUACAACUCGAUGGAACUUCCAAAACCAAAACGAUUAUUAGAUAUUCAGAGUACUUCUAGACAAAGUUUACCAAGACGAACCAAAGCGAAAAGUGUUGAAGUUUGAAAGAAACAAAGAGCCAGCCUCUUUCGAGUCUAAGUUGGAUAACAGUUUGCUUUUUCAAAUGGGCUUUUCUCAUGAUAAGUAGAAGCAGGAAAUCGUAAAACCACAAGAAAAGAUAGUAUAAUUUUCUUGCAGUAGCGCACUCUAGUUCUUCGGUUGACAGUAAGUAUGCAAAACACGACACUGAGAACAAACAGUAAGAAAGUAGUAACGGAGACCGCUCCAGAAAUACGUACUAGACCUUCAU